UGGGGGGGGGUGGGGAGGGGCGCGCGGAUCAUGGCAUUGGAGUUCCCGGGCUUGCAGCCGCCGCCGCCGCCUGGUCCACGCAUCCCGAGCGCCCCUUCUUCCCGGAGCAGCAGCGGAGAAGGCGAAGCGGCCGGCGGGGGCGAGGCAGAUGGGGCUCAAGGCGCGCAGGGCGGCGGGGGCGGCUGGCGGCGGCGGCGACGGGGGCGGCGGAGGCGGCGGGGCCGCUAACCCGGCCGGAGGGGACGCGGCGGCUGCCGGCGACGAGGAGCGGAAAGUGGGGCUGGCGCCCGGCGAUGUGGAGCAAGUCACCUUGGCGCUCGGGGCCGGAGCUGACAAAGAUGGGACCCUGCUGCUGGAGGGCGGUGGCCGCGACGAGGGGCUGCGGAGGACCCCGCAGGGCAUCGGACUCCUGGCCAAGACCCCCCUGAGCCGCCCCGUCAAGAGGAACAACGCCAAGUACCGGCGCAUCCAAACUUUGAUCUACGACGCCCUCGAGAGACCGCGGGGCUGGGCGCUGCUCUACCACGCGCUCGUGUUCCUGAUUGUCCUGGGAUGUUUGAUUCUGGCUGUCCUGACCACAUUCAAGGAGUACGAGACUGUUUCGGGAGACUGGCUUCUGCUGCUGGAAACAUUUGCUAUUUUCAUCUUUGGAGCCGAGUUUGCUUUGAGGAUCUGGGCUGCCGGAUGUUGCUGCCGAUACAAAGGCUGGCGGGGACGGCUGAAGUUUGCCAGGAAGCCCCUGUGCAUGCUGGACAUCUUCGUGCUGAUUGCUUCUGUGCCAGUGGUUGCCGUGGGAAACCAGGGCAAUGUCCUGGCCACCUCCCUGCGAAGCCUGCGCUUCCUGCAGAUCCUGCGCAUGCUGCGGAUGGACCGGAGGGGCGGCACUUGGAAGCUCCUGGGCUCAGCCAUCUGUGCCCACAGCAAAGAGCUCAUCACCGCCUGGUACAUCGGGUUCCUGACGCUCAUCCUUUCUUCAUUUCUUGUCUACCUGGUUGAGAAAGAUGUGCCGGAUGCACAAGGAGGAGAGAUGAGAGAGGAGUUUGAGACCUACGCAGAUGCCCUCUGGUGGGGCCUGAUCACACUGGCCACCAUUGGCUAUGGAGACAAGACACCCAAAACGUGGGAAGGCCGUCUGAUUGCAGCCACCUUUUCCUUAAUUGGCGUCUCCUUUUUCGCCCUUCCAGCAGGCAUCCUGGGCUCCGGGCUGGCACUCAAGGUGCAGGAGCAGCACCGUCAGAAGCACUUCGAGAAAAGAAGGAAGCCGGCUGCUGAGCUCAUUCAGGCUGCCUGGAGGUAUUACGCUACCAACCCCAACAGGAUUGACCUUGUGGCGACAUGGAGGUUCUACGAAUCAGUCGUCUCUUUUCCAUUCUUCAGGAAAGAACAGCUGGAGGCAGGAGCCAGCCAAAAGCUGGGUCUCUUGGAUCGGGUUCGCCUUUCUAAUCCUCGUGGUAGCAAUACUAAAGGCAAGCUAUUUACCCCUCUGAAUGUAGAUGCCAUAGAAGAAAGUCCUUCUAAAGAACCAAAGCCUGUUGGCUUAAACAAUAAAGAUCGUUUCCGCACCGCCUUCCGCAUGAAAGCCUACGCUUUCUGGCAGAGUUCUGAAGAUGCCGGGACGGGUGAUCCCAUGGCGGAAGACAGGGGCUACGGAAAUGACUUCCUCAUCGAAGACAUGAUCCCCACCCUGAAGGCCGCCAUCCGGGCUGUCAGAAUUCUACAAUUCCGUCUCUAUAAAAAAAAAUUCAAGGAGACUUUGAGGCCUUACGACGUGAAGGAUGUGAUUGAGCAGUAUUCCGCAGGACAUCUCGACAUGCUUUCCAGGAUAAAGUACCUUCAGACAAGAAUAGACAUGAUUUUCACCCCUGGACCUCCAACUACUCCAAAACAUAAGAAGUCUCAGAAAGGGGCAGCGUUCACCUACCCAUCCCAGCAAUCUCCCAGGAAUGAACCAUAUGUAGCCAGAGCAUCCACAUCAGAAAUUGAAGACCAAAGCAUGAUGGGGAAAUUUGUGAAAGUCGAAAGACAGGUUCAUGACAUGGGGAAGAAACUGGACUUCCUCGUGGAUAUGCACAUGCAGCACAUGGAGCGCCUCCAGGUGCACGUCACAGAGUACUACCCCACCAAGGGGACCUCCUCGCCCGUCGAGGUGGAAAAGAAAGACGACAACAGGGAUUCCGAUUUGAAAACCAUCAUCUACAACUAUUCCGAGACAGGCCCCCCCGAGCCGCCCUAUAGCUUCCACCAGGUGCCCAUAGACAAAGUCGGCCCCUAUGGAUUUUUUGUCCACGACUCAGUGAACCCGCCCCAAGGAGGACCCAGUUCUGGAAAGCUUCAAGCGACCCUUUCCUCCUCGGCGACAGCGUAUUUAGAAAGGCCCACCGUCCUGCCUAUCUUGACUCUUCUCGACUCCCGAGCGAGCUACCACUCCCAGGCUGAACUGCACGGCCCCUGCUCGGACCGGGUCUCCCCCCAGCAGAGACGCAGCAUCACUCGGGACAGCGACACCCCUCUAUCCCUGAUGUCAGUCAACCACGAGGAGCUGGAACAGUCUCCCAGUGGCUUCAGCAUCUCCCAGGACAGAGAUGAUUAUGUGUUUGGCCCAAGCGGGGGGUCGAGCUGGAUGAGGGAGAAACGUUACCUCGCCGAGGGUGAGACAGACACGGACACAGACCCCUUCACACCCAGUGGCUCCAUGCCUCUGUCGUCCACAGGGGACGGGAUUUCUGAUUCUGUAUGGACCCCUCCCAACAAGCCAGUUUAAAAGGGGUCGUGGGCUGACUCCUCCUUGUAAUGUAGACAGACGUUGUAUAGCUCACUUACUCUCACAUCCAACUCUUACCAGUGAGACCACCAAUGGCUGCAUCAAACGCAUGCAUGGGCGUGGUGGCCCCACCAGGGCACAGGCUUGUCAUGGCCUUUUUCCUCCUCGUGUCACCACAAUGAAGCCGCUUCCUUUUAAGCAUGGUUUGCAUGACUUUACACUAUAUAAAUGGUACACUAAUCUCUUCUAGGAUA
Molecule: messenger RNA, 3015 nt
Organism: Ceratotherium simum simum (southern white rhinoceros)
Lineage: Eukaryota; Metazoa; Chordata; Mammalia; Perissodactyla; Rhinocerotidae
Gene: KCNQ3
Product: potassium voltage-gated channel subfamily Q member 3
Biological process (GO): potassium ion transmembrane transport
Cellular component (GO): voltage-gated potassium channel complex; membrane
Molecular function (GO): voltage-gated potassium channel activity
Source: RefSeq, a predicted model, not a curated record